Molecule: messenger RNA, 1696 nt
Organism: Platichthys flesus (European flounder)
Lineage: Eukaryota; Metazoa; Chordata; Actinopteri; Pleuronectiformes; Pleuronectidae
Product: transcription factor 15-like
Exons: 2
Coding region: 152-697 (181 amino acids)
Biological process (GO): developmental process; regulation of transcription by RNA polymerase II
Molecular function (GO): protein dimerization activity; RNA polymerase II transcription regulatory region sequence-specific DNA binding; DNA-binding transcription factor activity, RNA polymerase II-specific
Source: RefSeq, a predicted model, not a curated record
GCCAUGGUAUGGAGAGGUGUCAAAACAAACUGGGAGCUUGUGUUGGCUGAACCUCGGAGUUACAUCGGCCUUUACGCACGGCUCUUAUUUGCAUGCGGCUGUUUCCUAGUUGACAUUGAGGGACUGGUCCUCCUGAGACUCUUGCUUACCAAUGAUGGCUUUCACUAUGCUGAGGCCGGUGUCCACUCAUCCCUUCUCUUACCCCGCUGACCUGACCAUGAUGUCGGACGAUGAGGAGGGGAGCCGCAGCGAGAGCGACGGCAGCACCGACCAGGGCUACGACUGCUGCGGGACUCCGGUGGAGGGUUACCGGCGGGAAUCCGGUGGCGUGGUGGUGCGUCAGCGGAACGCCGCCAACGCCAGAGAGAGACACCGGACCCAGAGCGUGAACUCGGCCUUCACGGCUCUGCGGACACUUAUCCCCACGGAGCCGGUGGACAGGAGGCUGUCCAAGAUCGAGACGCUGCGCCUGGCGUCCAGCUACAUCUCGCACCUGGCCAACGUGCUGGUGGUGGACGGCAGGGAGGACGGUCAGCCGUGUCUCAGCGCUGUCUACAAGGAGCUGAAGGGGAGUGGAGGGGGCAAGAAGCCCAGGACCAUCUGCACUUUCUGCCUCAGCAACCAACGGAAAGGGGUGACGGACAGACGAGACUGUGUGAAAAUGCAUGGGCACAGCCGGAGACAAAUGAGUCGGUGAUGGAACUGUUUAACCCGGAGCAGGUGUUGAUCUUCUCUUCCUGCAAGCAGAACUUGUAAAAGUCUAUAGAGUCAUUUCAGAAUGACAGCAGUCUCAAUGGAGCACUCUUUUUGGGAGUUUGGUCUCUUAGAUGUAUGAGAUAGAAGGUUUGGCACCAAAACCAUCUGUGUGUUGCCAGCAGAUGAAGAAACUCUUUCCAUUGUGAUAAGGUCAUGGGGUGAUAUUGUAAAACUGAGAAAAGUGUAGAGUAAAGCUGCUAUUGUAUAUGGUCAUGGAUGUUUUUUUCAUAUCAUUACAAAAUCUGCUGAGCAUUUUAUGAGGACUGGUAAAUAAAGAUAAAUAUAAUUCUACACAGUCAGUGAUCUUUGAGAGAAGGAACUCUCUUGCUCUGAGUCUUGAAACAUAGCAUUCUUAUUUACACAAGAAGUGUGUAACAUCAGAAAGAGUUUUGCACAUGGGCCAUAGGAUAGUCAAUAUAACCUGCUGUCGAUAACAGCAGGUUAUAAUCACACAGUACUGUGGAUUAAACUAGUAACCAAUAACAUAUUGUUUAGUUAUCCAAUAAUUCAAAUUCAAAACAGUAGAAUUUGACAUUUACAUUAGGUAAAUAGUUAUUUUAAUACGUAACUGGCAUCAGAUGAUCAUUGCACUAAAUCUCUAUGAUACAGGUUAUGUGAUCCUGCUUGAGGUUUGUUUUCACAAUGUCUUUUGUGUUCAUAGGUCAAAGCUUUUAGUUACACGUUUUAAAUUACCAAUUAUUCUUUGUGUGAAAUAACUAUGUUACAUAUUGACGGGUCAAUCAGAGACACAUCUGGUACCUGACAUGUUAAUAUGCUAUAUUGGGUAAAAUAUUUGUUAGACUAAACUCCACAAGAGUUUGCAUUGUUCUUCAAGAGGACAAAAGCAGAUCAGGACAGACCACUACAUCUACAAGCCUGGUCUAGGAUCAUGUCCAACAGGAUACAUCAGUGCUUUUUCAUGACAAUGUUGUAAUGUACU